This is a messenger RNA of Lutzomyia longipalpis, 1116 nucleotides long. RefSeq names its product phosphomannomutase-like. The record is from RefSeq and is a predicted model, not a curated record. Gene Ontology annotation, molecular function: phosphomannomutase activity. The transcript has 2 exons. Gene Ontology annotation, cellular component: cytosol. Gene Ontology annotation, biological process: mannose metabolic process; protein N-linked glycosylation; GDP-mannose biosynthetic process. NCBI's taxonomy places the organism in Eukaryota, Metazoa, Arthropoda, Insecta, Diptera, Psychodidae. Bases 309 to 1061 code for a protein of 250 amino acids.
GAUGCUGACAGUUCCACAGAAGAGAUGAUAAGGAAAAGCAAAUAAAUCCACGACAUUUCGUAAACUCCCGAUCUAAUUUCUCAAGCUAUAUCUCUGAGUCAACAAUCCACCGUGGCGCAGACGUGGGUCAGCAGGAGAGUAGGAAAAAAUAGCCAAUUCAGCUGAUUCUGUGAUACGAUUACCCGGGCAGAGAGUGGAAGUUGCACACUGUGAAAGUAGCCGAAAGACUGAAGAUUUUUUGAGAGCGAGAAAGUGGUUUUCUGUCAUUUUUUGCGUGGCCAGAGGAGAGAAAGAAUUAAAGAGAAAAAAUGAAGGAUUUGAAGAGGGAUGAAAUCCUGUUGCUGUUUGAUGUGGAUGGCACACUGACGGGACCACGGAUGAUGAUUACGUCAGAAAUGGAGGAUUUCCUCUACCACACCGUCCUACCAAGAGCAACCCUUGGCUUGGUCAGUGGAUCUGACCUGGAUAAGCUUUUUGAGCAAAUCAGCAGGAAUAGAGUGCAAGAGUUGGAUUUUGUCUUCCCAGAAAAUGGCCUAGUUCACAUUGAGCGUGGCAAGGAGAUUGGCCGGCAAUCCCUUGUGACGCACCUGGGAGAGGAAAAAAUCCAGGAUUUUGUUAACUUCAACCUCCACCACCUGUCCACAAUUAAAUUGCCCGUCAAACGGGGCACAUUCAUUGAAUACCGCAGUGGGAUGAUCAACAUCUGCCCAAUUGGGAGGAAUUGUACACGAGAGGAACGAAAUGCCUUUGCGGAGUAUGACAAAGUGCACGAAGUGCGCAAGAAGAUGAUUGAGGUGCUCAAGAAGGAGUUUCACGAUGUUGAUCUCACGUACAGUAUUGGUGGGCAGAUCAGCUUCGAUGUCUUUCCCAAUGGAUGGGAUAAAUCUUACUGCCUGAAACACGUCGAGGGGAGGAAAUUCAAAGAAAUCCAUUUCUUUGGUGAUAAAACCAAUCCCGGUGGGAAUGAUCAUGAAAUCUUUGCUGAUGCCCGGACUAUUGGACACACUGUGUCAAGCCCUGAUGAUACCAAAAGGAUCCUAAAGGAACUUCUGGAUGUUUAAUUAUGAUUUUUAUUUUACACCAAAAUUCUUCCCAUUAAAUGCACUUUUUAUCACA